AUGAGUUCUCAGCAAGGAGGAAACGCUCCACAAGGAGGUCCUAUUUACAUGCUACCUCAAAGACAGGAGAUGGAGUACCUUUGCGCAGAUUGUGGGGCCAAAAACGAGAUCAAAUCACGGGAGCCCAUCCGUUGUAGGGAGUGCGGGCACCGAAUAAUGUACAAGAAGAGAACAAAAAGGAUGGUUCAAUUCGAGGCACGGUGA
Molecule: messenger RNA, 204 nt
Organism: Sparassis crispa
Lineage: Eukaryota; Fungi; Basidiomycota; Agaricomycetes; Polyporales; Sparassidaceae
Product: DNA-directed RNA polymerases I, II, and III subunit RPABC4
Exons: 3
Coding region: 1-204 (67 amino acids)
Biological process (GO): DNA-templated transcription
Cellular component (GO): RNA polymerase I complex; RNA polymerase III complex; RNA polymerase II, core complex
Molecular function (GO): DNA-directed RNA polymerase activity; zinc ion binding; DNA binding
Source: RefSeq, a predicted model, not a curated record